Molecule: messenger RNA, 3351 nt
Organism: Colletotrichum destructivum
Lineage: Eukaryota; Fungi; Ascomycota; Sordariomycetes; Glomerellales; Glomerellaceae
Product: Putative hem peroxidase, peroxidase, active, heme-binding peroxidase Ccp1
Exons: 3
Coding region: 1907-3139 (410 amino acids)
Biological process (GO): response to reactive oxygen species; cellular response to oxidative stress; hydrogen peroxide catabolic process
Molecular function (GO): heme binding; peroxidase activity
Source: RefSeq, a predicted model, not a curated record
UCUUUCUCUUUGAUCUGCACCCUUGAUCUGCACCCUCUCGUGUAGAAUCCUUUGAGACGACCGUAGCUCAAACCAACGGUUUGAUCGCCGUGAAAAAAAUAGACUCCUCCAAGACCGGGUCGGCAGAGAAACCAGGACUGGUCGAGGUGCGCACUACCCGCCGGUAGCGGUACCUGCGUCUCGAGGGGCCGCACGAGAAGCUUCCCGUCCGAUGUCAACAUGACUCCUUUCGCAGCUUGCAGAAGGGCAGCACGGGGCAGAAACACAGACUCGUGGCGGCUGACCUUGCCCUGCCCCGUGCUCCCUGCGGCCAACGACACGCGAGGAAGAAUGAGAGAGAGAGAGAGAGAGCCAUGGGCGUAUGCGGGCGCUCGUAUAUGUACAGGACUGACUUUUUUCCAUCCGAGCACCGACCAGCAUGGCUGUGAGGCACGCCGGGUCACCGAUCGACAACCAUCGGAUGCUUAUCAUUUACCUCGGAUGGAUUCACUUCGUUCCAAUCAGGUGUUGGGCCAUGGUCAGCAAGCAAGACGAACCUGCCAGCGCAUCGCAUUUGCGGCGCUCGACGGUAACAGACGGGAGGGACAACGAGGUGACACACCGAACGGUGUGGGCAGAGAGAAGCCAAACACGAGGAAUUGUGGCCGAUGAAUGGGGGAAGCUCCACGCGAUUCUCACGAUGGCUGCACCGUUGGUGGCAGCCCAGGCAACGCCGCAACGCCGCAACGGUCGCUUGAGGCUGUCUGACUGACUGACUGACUGACCGACCGACUGACUGGCCUGGCCUACUCCUUGCUUGGGCACACUAGCUGCACAGUCUGGCGGAAGGGGCACCACAGCAACACACCUGAACCCUCACCUUCACUGUCUCUCCAUUACCUGUCCCCGGACACUUGGUUAUUUCCCCUUUCGCACUAGACCUUGGUGGCGCCGAACACCAAGGCAAGAAGCUUAAAUGCUCGUCGUCCAAUCCCCCGCCCGAGACCUUGGCGUGGCGUCUGCUAAUGUCCCGAGUGGUACGCGAUACGAGACUACUCCUUUGCUGCUACUCCUCCUCCUCCUCCCCAUCCUCACCCCCAGCCCCCCCUGUCGCCGGCAAGAGUACGCACCAUGACACGGCCGGGCGGCGAAGCGGGACCACGGAACCCAAGUCGGAGCGCCGUACAUCGCAUUCGGUCCAUUUAUGCCUUGCUCCCCUUGGUAUUGCGAGGCUAUUGUUAGACCCGGCUUAGCCUGCAUUGCAGCUCCGACGCAUGGGGUUUUCUGUCGGUACAUCUGUCUUCCGACACCUGCACAGUCAGACCUCGACCGCCUGGGCGAAUUGUUGUCGCUGGAAAUCUGCUGAUGCCCUCUUGGCUAGCCUGGUCGAUAAGGGUGACUUCCAUGGCCAUGUCCCAAGCAUAGGGCCAACGCAAGCCUCUAGUCCAUGUGCUUCUGGUCAUGUUCUCUGACACCCUGAAGUCCCGUCGAGCAUCCUUCACACAUGGUCGCCCCCUCUCUAUAGUACUGGUGUCGUGGAUCUGACUAAGAAUGGUCGGUGUUAGUGUAGGCUCAGGUACGAUGAUCUCGUCCUGUAGGAGUCAUGCACGCUACGAUGGCGAGAGACUUUGCGUGGGUAAACGUCCGAGAGUUCUCUUGGAAGUCCAGCAACGCUAGUUCCUGGAAACUCAGAUCGUGAUAGGAGGUUUCCCAGCAAGGCUCUCGUAGUAUGAUAUAAGGCGACCGUUUUCCCUCUCCUCGAUCCGGUCUUGAACUCCUCUUCAUCGGGCUAGCCUCUCUCUCUCUCCCUUCCCCUUCUUUCACACGAUCUUCCGUGUCGUUUCCACUCACUACUUGUGAAGCAUUCUCUCACUUUGCGUUUUUUUUCAUACAUACGUUCGCUUGUUGACUCACUCGCAUCAUCACAAUGCAUCUCACCUCUCUCCUCGCCACCUCCAUGGCCCUGGCCGCCGUCCCCGGAGCCAUGGCCUACCCCGGCAUGGGCCAGCAGAUUGAAGAUAUCAAGGCCCGCGCGAGCGAUAGGGGCGACUCGAACGAGCUCCUCGGAGACCUCAUCUCCCUCCAGGACCGCCAGCUCACCGCCGUCGGCAAGGACGUCAAGAGGAUCCUCCAAGGCAAGGGGAACCCGGAGUCUGACGACCGCUACAUCCUCAAGGUGCCUGACUUGACCUCGGACAAGUGCAAGAAGGACACGUGCUGCGUCUGGCGCUACGUCGCCGACGACAUGUACCAGUUCAUGGCGGGCAAGUCAGGCCGUUGCACUGGCCUGGCGCGCGCCGCCGUGCGCCUCGGCUUCCACGACGCCGGCACUUGGUCCAAGGCCACGGCCUCCCAGGGCGGCGGCGCCGACGGCAGCAUUCUGCUCGCACCGGGCGAGAUCGACCGCUUCGAGAACCGCGGCCUGCAGGAGGUCGCCGCCAAGUUCAUCGAGCUCCGCGGCAAGUAUCUUUCUAUGGGUUGGAACAUCGGCAUGGGUGACUUUGUUCAGAUGGGCGCCAACGUCGCCACCGUCGUCUGCCCCCUUGGCCCGCGCAUCAAGACCUACGUCGGCCGUAAGGACAGCGCCGUUGGGGCGCCCCGCGGUCUCUUGCCGAGCCCGUUCCAGCCGGCCGACCAGCUGAUCCAGCUCUUCCGCGACAAGACCAUCGGACCGCAUGGCCUCGUCGCCCUGCUCGGCGCACACACGACCAGCCAGCAGAACUUUGUCAACACGACGCGCGCCGGCGACCCCCAGGACAGCACCCCGGGCGUUUGGGACGUGCUCUACUACAAGGAGACGCUCAGCACCAACUCCCCCCCCAGAGUCUUCAAGUUCCCCAGCGACAUCGCCAUCUCGCAGCACCCGGAGACUGCCAAGGAGUUCCAAGACUUUGCCGGACGCGGCGGCCAGGACCACUGGAACGAGGACUACGCCCGUGAGUACAUCCGCCUCUCGCUGUUGGGCGUCGACAACAUCAACCAGCUGGUCGAGUGCACCAAGGUCCUCCCGCCAGCGAUCAAGGGUUUCCGCAUCCUCGACCAGUUCAAGCUCGACAAGUGGCUCAACAGCGUCGGCAACAAGGGUGCCGCCAAGAAGGUCGCCCAGGAUAUUGAGAAGGGCGACCCCGCCUCCGUCGAGGUGCCCCCCGUCAACAACUAAAGGCUUUCUGGAGGCGGUCGAGAAUACGGACGGUAUUGGUGAUGAUUUAUUAAGUAAUGGUAAUCGAGGGGGGGGGGGGGGGAGGCUCCAUAGUAGGAGAGUCCAAAACUGGUUGGAAGACCGGGUUGCGACCCAGCCCGACAGUGUAUAUGUAGCUUCGUCACGUUCAGACAGAUGACGGGUUUAAAGGUUAUAUAUUUUUCGGUACAAAC